Ceratotherium simum simum (southern white rhinoceros) is the source of this 5646-nucleotide messenger RNA. It is a transcript of the gene CLUH, whose product is annotated as CLUH binding protein of NUMT mRNA. Gene Ontology annotation, cellular component: cytoplasm. Gene Ontology annotation, molecular function: mRNA binding; protein binding. Lineage: Eukaryota; Metazoa; Chordata; Mammalia; Perissodactyla; Rhinocerotidae. The record is from RefSeq and is a predicted model, not a curated record. Gene Ontology annotation, biological process: organelle organization; intracellular distribution of mitochondria.
GGGAUCAGGAAAUUGGGCCUGAGCACUGGUAGCAGCUUCACCUGGAGUCCUGGAGCCACCGGGGCCUCCUGGCCCACAACUGUCCUUCUGGCCGACCUUGAGCAGGAUGCGAGGCAGGGGGAGUGUGCCCUUCCCAGGGCCGUCCCGGCAGGCCUGGCCCCAGUGAAACCCGAAGCCAGCCGGAGCUCCAGCCCUGGGCCGACCAGCUGCAUGGGGGCAAGGGUAGUAGCAGAGACCAGACCAGGGGACACAGGCUUUGCCGGGCCUGAACUGGAGAGCUGGCUGCCUCGCUGCCAUGGCGGUCCUGAGACUCCAGAGCCCAGGAGAGGGCAGCCGCCGACUGCACCAGAGCUGCCGUCAGUCAUGCUGUUGAAUGGGGACUGUCCAGAGAGCCUGAAGAGGGAAGAGGGGGCCACUGAACCACCCCGGGAAAAUGGGCUGGAUGAGGCCGAGCCGGGAGAGGAGACCACUGGACAGGAAGUCAUUGUCAUUCAGGACACAGGCUUUUCUGUGAAGAUCCUGGCCCCUGGGAUUGAGCCUUUCUCCCUGCAGGUGUCCCCCCAGGAGAUGGUACAGGAAAUCCACCAGGUACUCAUGGAUCGUGAAGACACAUGUCACCGCACCUGCUUCUCACUGCACCUGGAUGGCAACAUGCUGGACCACUUCUCAGAGCUGCGCAGUGUGGAGGGGCUGCAGGAGGGCUCUGUGCUACGUGUGGUAGAAGAGCCAUACACGGUGCGUGAGGCCCGCAUCCACGUGCGCCAUGUCCGAGACCUGCUCAAGAGCCUGGACCCAUCCGAUGCCUUCAACGGGGUUGACUGCAACUCCUUGUCCUUCUUGAGUGUCUUUACCGAUGGCGACCUGGGAGACAGCGGGAAGCGGAAGAAGGGCUUGGAGAUGGACCCCAUCGACUGUACGCCACCCGAGUACAUCCUUCCAGGGAGCCGGGAGCGGCCGUUGUGUCCCCUGCAGCCCCAGAACCGUGACUGGAAGCCACUGCAGUGCCUGAAAGUGCUCACCAUGAGCGGCUGGAACCCCCCCCCUGGGAACCGUAAGAUGCAUGGGGACCUCAUGUACCUGUUUGUGAUCACGGCCGAGGACCGGCAAGUCAGCAUCACAGCGUCCACACGGGGCUUUUACCUGAACCAGUCCACAGCGUACCACUUCAACCCCAAGCCUGCCAGCCCUCGCUUCCUCAGCCAUUCCCUGGUGGAGCUGCUCAACCAGAUCAGCCCGACCUUCAAAAAAAACUUUGCCGUGCUGCAGAAGAAAAGGGUCCAGCGCCACCCGUUCGAGAGGAUCGCCACGCCGUUCCAGGUGUACAGCUGGACGGCCCCCCAGGCAGAGCAUGCCAUGGACUGCGUGCGCGCGGAGGAUGCCUACACCUCGAGGCUGGGCUACGAGGAGCACAUUCCCGGACAGACCCGGGACUGGAAUGAGGAGCUGCAGACAACAAGGGAACUGCCCCGCAAGAACCUGCCCGAGCGGCUGCUGCGAGAGAGAGCCAUAUUCAAGGUGCACAGUGACUUUACUGCAGCAGCCACGCGCGGUGCCAUGGCGGUCAUCGAUGGCAACGUGAUGGCCAUCAACCCCAGUGAGGAGACGAAGAUGCAAAUGUUCAUCUGGAACAACAUCUUCUUCAGCCUGGGCUUUGAUGUCCGUGACCACUACAAGGACUUUGGCGGGGACGUGGCGGCCUACGUGGCACCCACCAACGACCUGAACGGCGUGCGCACAUAUAACGCAGUGGACGUGGAGGGGCUCUACACGCUGGGCACGGUGGUGGUGGAUUACCGUGGCUACCGUGUUACGGCCCAGUCCAUCAUCCCCGGCAUCCUGGAGCGGGACCAGGAGCAAAGCGUCAUCUAUGGCUCCAUUGACUUUGGCAAGACAGUGGUGUCGCACCCGCGAUACCUGGAGCUGCUGGAACGCACGAGCCGGCCCCUCAAGAUCCUGCGGCACCGGGUGCUCAACGACCGCGACGAGGAAGUGGAGCUCUGCUCCUCCGUGGAGUGCAAGGGCAUCAUCGGCAACGAUGGGCGCCACUACAUCCUCGACCUGUUGCGCACCUUUCCCCCUGACCUCAACUUCCUGCCCGUGCCUGGUGAGGGGCUGCCUGAGGAGUGCACCCGUGCUGGCUUCCCCCGUGCCCACCGGCACAAGCUCUGCUGCCUGCGCCAGGAGCUGGUGGAUGCCUUCGUGGAGCACAGGUACCUCCUCUUCAUGAAGCUGGCUGCCCUGCAGCUGAUGCAGCAGAAAGCCAGCAAAUUGGAGAGUCCCACCUCGCUGGAAAACGGCGGUCUUCCCUCUCCGGAGUCCAAGCCUAAAGACCCUCCGGGACCGGAGGCGGGAAGUGAGGAGGAGGGCAGCAGUGCUAGUGGCCUGGCCAAGGUGAAGGAACUGGCGGAGACCAUCGCCUCGGACGACGGGACAGCAGACCCUCGGAGCCGGGAGGUGAUCCGCAACGCGUGCAAGGCAGUCGGCUCCAUCAGCAGCACGGCCUUCGACGUUCGCUUCAACCCUGACAUUUUCUCGCCAGGGGUUCGCUUCCCCGAGUCCUGCCAGGAGGAAGUUCGGGACCAGAAGCAGCUGCUGAAAGAUGCUGCUGCCUUCCUGCUCUCCUGCCAGAUCCCCGGCUUGGUGAAGGACUGUGCAGACCAUGCGGUGCUGCCCAUGGACGGGGCCACACUGGCUGAGGUGAUGCGCCAGCGUGGCAUCAACAUGCGCUACCUGGGCAAGGUGCUGGACCUGGUGCUCCGGAGCCCGGCUCGAGACCAGCUGGACCACAUCUAUAAAAUUGGCAUUGGAGAGCUCAUCACCCGCUCUGCCAAGCACAUCUUCAAGACAUACUUACAGGGAGUUGAGCUCUCAGGCCUCUCGGCUGCCAUCAGCCACUUCCUAAACUGCUUCCUGAGCUCUUACCCCAACCCCGUGGCCCACCUGCCCGCCGACGAGCUGGUCUCCAAGAAGAGGAACAGGAGGAGGAGAAACCGGCCCCCAGGGGCGGCAGAUAACACGGCCUGGGCUGUCAUGACCCCCCAGGAGCUUUGGAAAAACAUCUGCCAGGAGGCCAAGAACUACUUCGACUUCAGCCUCGAGUGUGAGACUGUGGACCAGGCUGUGGAGACAUACGGCCUGCAGAAGAUAACGCUGCUACGGGAGAUCUCCCUGAAAACCGGAAUCCAGAUCCUGCUGAAGGAGUACAGCUUCGACAGCCGCCACAAACCCGCAUUCACCGAGGAGGAUGUGCUCAACAUCUUCCCUGUGGUCAAGCACGUCAACCCGAAGGCCUCAGACGCCUUCCACUUCUUCCAGAGCGGGCAGGCCAAAGUACAGCAGGGCUUCCUGAAGGAGGGCUGCGAGCUCAUCAAUGAGGCCCUGAACCUGUUUAACAACGUGUACGGAGCCAUGCAUGUGGAGAUCUGCGCCUGCUUGCGCCUCCUGGCCCGUCUCCACUAUAUUAUGGGUGACUACGCCGAGGCCCUGAGUAACCAACAGAAGGCAGUGCUCAUGAGCGAGCGAGUGAUGGGCAUUGAGCACCCCAACACCAUCCAGGAAUAUAUGCACCUGGCCCUGUACUGCUUUGCCAGCAGCCAGCUGUCCACGGCCCUGAACUUGCUGUACCGCGCCCGCUACCUCACACUGCUCGUGUUCGGGGAAGACCACCCGGAGAUGGCACUGCUGGACAACAACAUCGGGCUGGUGCUGCACGGAGUGAUGGAGUGUGACCUGUCGCUGCGCUUCCUGGAGAAUGCGCUGGCCGUCAGCACCAAGUACCACGGGCCCAAAUCCCUCAAGGUGGCCCUCAGCCACCACCUUGUCGCCCGGGUCUAUGAGAGCAAAGCCGAGUUCCGGUCAGCCCUGCAGCAUGAGAAGGAAGGCUACACCAUCUACAAGACCCAGCUGGGUGAGGACCACGAGAAGACCAAGGAGAGCUCCGAGUACCUCAAGUGCCUGACCCAGCAGGCCGUGGCCCUGCAGCGCACCAUGAACGAGAUCUACCGCAACGGCUCCACUGCCAACAUCCCGCCCCUCAAGUUCACAGCCCCCAGCAUGGCCAGUGUCUUGGAACAGCUCAAUGUCAUCAACGGCAUCCUCUUCAUUCCUCUCAGCCAAAAAGACUUGGAGAAUCUGAAAGCCGAGGUGGCGCGGCGGCACCAGCUCCAGGAGGCCAGCAAAAACAGGGAUAAAGCUGAGGAGCCCAUGGCCACCGAGCCUGAGCCAGCGGGGGCCCCAGAGGACGUGGCCUCCCAGCCCCAGGCUGCCAAGGACCCUUCUUCCUCAAGCUUUCAGGGGUAGAGAGGGAGAGACAGACGGACAGUCAGCUGCCCCGUUACCCAGUGAUCCAGACUCCAGGAGAAGGGGGGCAUGCCCUGCAGAUCAGGAGAGGAAACAAGUCCCUCUUCCACGUUUCCGACCCCAGCCCCACCCCCAGCAUCCUCCUGGGACCCCGGCCUGGCCUGCCUGUCCCCCGAAAGAUGUUUUUGCACUGGUUCAAUGAAUAUACAAUGCAGAGGCCUAAUUGAAGACAUGUGAAUGGAGUGUGUGGGCAUCAGUUCCCAGCUGGGGGGCAGGUGUCCCCUCAGGCCCCCCAUCCUCGAGCAGUGCGUGCGAGUGUGUCCGUGCCCAUGAAUGUCUCGGCCCGUCCUUCCUAACUUGUACAUAGCCCCGAGUCAGUUCUGAGUGGGUGACGUGCAGAUGAGAUUUCUCAGGUCAUUUGUAUGUUUGACAUUAUGGUUGCUGCUUUUGCUGCCACUACCCCUGGGUCCAACCUGGCUUAGAGUCCAGGUUUGAAGCCGAAAAGAGGGGAGCUUUCCUGUGUCCUGGGAUGGGGAGCCAGAGCUCCGUGGCAGGGCUGGAGGGUUGGGGUGCACUUUAGCUUUGUGGCAAGGUGGGAGCUGCAGCAGCGGCUUUACUGAUCCGGAUGGGCCUGGCCUGGCUGUGCUGAGGGUGGGGGAAAGGGGUGGGUGGCCGCGGUGGUUCCCCAGACAGCCGUGUGCCCAGCAGUGGCCUGUCUGCCCUUGGGCCUCAGCAGGAGGCGCUGCCUCCCCACCCCCUGCACCCCAGUUGGGGUUCACCUUGGGGGCUACAGUCUGAAUGUAUCCUUCUCCCCAUUUAACCUGAGCUGCCUAACGCACAGUGGGGGUGGGGAGAGUGAGGGGUAGGGGAACCAGGGCUGAAUCAUGGAUCCUGGGGGGAUGUUACCAGAUACAGGAGUGAUUGUCACUGUUUGUGGAGCCCAGCUCCCUACCUGGUCCUUGCUACACAAGCACCUUCUAUAGGGAGUAGCUCUGGGAGUGGCAGGGUGGGGGCUGCGUGGAAGGUGAUGGCCCCCACAGGCCCCAGCUACUCCCUCUCUUGCCUGCCUGUGCUGCUUCUCUGUGCCUGCUGUUGGAGCCCCAACGGGUAGGGGGAGAUCGCCACCCUUGUGAGCUUGAGGGAGCUGUUCCCAGGAACGGGCCUCUGCCUGGGGGCUUUGCGGAGAGCUGCUUAUGGGUAUGGUCUGUCCAAAUACCUUGUUUCAAAGGGAGUGGGUGUGAGCUAGCAAGCAAUGCAUCCCCACAGCUGAUCAAGAACUUUUUCUUGUUUUUAAACCAUCACGUCUUCAUUUCACAUUGGAAUAAAGUGAGUUUUUGAAACCUGCUG